GUAUAGUAUCCACCACGAGUGAGCGAACGAUACCUUUGAAUGUGCUGACAAGGAGUUCUUGCCACUUUGAGCUGAACCGUUUUUCAAUUCGCGCUUCGGAUUUGCCACCGCCUCCAACCUGCAGCCAUGGCGGACCUCAGCAUCGAUGAGGCGAACAAGAUCCGCCUGUCUAUGGGCUUGCCCGCUCUGCCAGGCGGCUCUGCCAGUGCUGACCCAGAAGGACCCGUCUUUAAAGCUGCGAAGGAAGGCGACGACUCAGACGACGAACCUGCGAGCACGAUCGAUACGCGCCAGGCAGCAGCCCACGACAACUGGUUGAAGCUCAAUGCCGAACAAGAAACCAAGAAGAAGCGCGAGGAGCGCGCAGCCGCGAUAAAGAAGGAGCGUGAGAGGGCUGCGCGCGUAGCGAAGCUCGAAGGCAGCGGUCUUGCAGACAAUGGCAACGACGACGAUGAUAUGGCGUGGUUAAAGGGCAGCAAAAAGCGCCAGAAGAAGAUCUUGAAGGCCGAGCAGAUGCAAAAGGAGCUUGAGGAGCGGGAGCGGCAAGCACGCGAGGCGAUGCAGUACACAGAAACUGAUCUUGCGGGUGUCAAGGUUGGUCACGAAGUUGAUGAGUUUGACGACGGCGAGGAUCAGAUUCUUGUACUCAAGGAUACAGCAGUCGAUGCUGAGGACGACGAUGAACUUGAGGCAGUCGCCCUGAAGGAGAAAGAGCGCCUGCAGGAACGCCUGGACUCGAAGAAGCGAAAACGCGCAUACGAUCCGAACGAUGAGAACGGCGAGAAAUCUAUCCUUGCGCAGUAUGACGAAGAGAUCGAGGGCAAGAAGGGCAAAGCAUUCACAUUGGAUGGCAAAGGUCGGACAGUCGAAGAUGUACAAGCGGCAGCUGCAGGUGCUGCGCAACCAAAAAGGAUCGCUAUUAGCCUCGACAUACUCAAGGAUGAUGCACCAGCCAACGACUAUAUGGACAUAUCGGAAAUCAAGAUGAAGAAACCAAAGAAGAAGAAGACCAAGAAGGCCAAACGAGAGCGCAUUGAAGACGAUGAGGAGACGGUGCUGCCGCCUACAGAAGACCCAGCUGAGGACAUGGAGCUCGACGGCGCCGCAGCAACCGUUCCCAAGGCGAAGAAGAAUAGUAUGUUCGACGAGUCUUUUAUCGAUGAUGACGAUCUGCAAGCCAAUCUUGCUGCACAGCGGCAGAAAGCCCUCAAGAAGCGGAAGAAGAUGCGCCCAGAAGACAUUGCGCGACAGCUACGAGAGGAGGCGUCUGCGCCACAGACACCUGACGUGGUGGAAUCGACCAAAGACGGUGAUGCCGAAGGCCUGGUGAUUGACGAAACGACUGAAUUUGUGCAAAAUCUUGGCGCAAACGCAGAUCAUGAGGAGGAAGAGGAGGCGAGAAGGCGGCGGAGGAAGCCUAAUCAUGUCUCUGAUGGCAUCGGGACUAAACAGCCCAUCGACGACGACGGUGACAUUGAGAUGGAACAGUCUUACGCUGAAGCAACGGAAGGUGAAGACGCAUGGGAACGCAGCCACUCCCGAGCAAAGUCAGUCGAGAAUACAGACACCGGUCUCGAGGCCGAAAAGACAGUCGAUGGAGGCAUGGGUGCCACUCUCGCACUCCUGCGCCAGCGCGGCCUUGUGGCUGCCGAAAACGAUGCAAGCAGCAAGAAUGCGCUGUACCGCGACCGCCAGAAGUUUCUUGCGGACAAGCAACGUGCCGAGGCCGAAGCCGAACGCCAGCGCAAGAUUGCGCGUGAGCGCGAGCGCAACUCCGCACGCUGGAACACCAUGACUCCCCGCGAGCGCGAAGAAUGGGCUCGCAAGCAGAACACCAACGCUGACGUCAGUGAGAGUCGCAGGCUAGCGGAGAUCUUUAACAAGGAGUACAAGCCGAACGUCGAGCUGAACUACGUUGACGAACACGGCCGCCAGAUGAACCAGAAAGAGGCGUUCAAGCAGCUUUCACAUCAGUUCCAUGGCAAGGGCAGUGGAAACACAAAGACCAAGAAACACCUUGAUAAGGUGGCUCAGGAGAAGAAGAAGAUGGCUGAGAGCUCGUUGGAAGUCUCGAAGGCAGGUGGUGUGGGAAGUGCUCACGAUCAGCAGGCGAAGAAGUUGAAGACUGCUGGUGUGCGGUUGCAGUAGAUGUACAGCUGCGAUAUUGACACAAGGUUAGUGUUUCUGAUACCUCAUUCAUCAAGUGCUUCUGUUAAUAGAAACAUCUCAAUAGACGGG
This is a messenger RNA of Macroventuria anomochaeta, 2238 nucleotides long. RefSeq lists its product as uncharacterized. Bases 127 to 2148 code for a protein of 673 amino acids. Gene Ontology annotation, biological process: maturation of 5S rRNA; mRNA cis splicing, via spliceosome. The record is from RefSeq and is a predicted model, not a curated record. The transcript has a single exon. NCBI's taxonomy places the organism in Eukaryota, Fungi, Ascomycota, Dothideomycetes, Pleosporales, Didymellaceae. Gene Ontology annotation, cellular component: U4/U6 x U5 tri-snRNP complex.